AUGGGCCUCUCGCUCUCGGACACGGUUUCCCGCCCUUCGGCAUCCGCUUCCGCCCCACGCUUCGGCCUGUACCUCCGCCGCUGGAUCGCGGGCGACCCGGUCCCCGACGCCGAGGGCAUCAUCCACGCCGCCGACGUCUACGGCCACCCGCCGGCCGACCUCGCAGCCGCCUUCCCGCGCCUGCCCAAGACCCACGACAGGUACUUCUAUACGACCUGCAAGCGCGUCCCGAUCCGCGGCGGCGCCGGCUACCGGACCUCGCGCGCCGUGGCCGGGGUCAGCUGGGGAACCAACAACAACAAGCCCGUCGUGGACGCCGUGACCGGCGAGCCCAUCGGGUUCGUGGAGACGCUCAAGUACGGCAAGACGGACUGGCUCAUGGAGGAGUUCCAUCGGUUGCCUGAGGAGGCCGCCGCCGAUGGCAUCGCGGAGAGCGUCCUCUGCCGCCUCUACGUCAAGGAGCAUGCCAAGCCCGGCUCCCUCGCCGUCGCAGAGUCCAUUGCUGGGGAUCGUAUUCUUCAACAAGAACCAGCGGCUGCUGCAGGGGAUCUUCUUCUUCAACAAGCAGCCAUGGCGGCUGGUCCGCAGCGGAUGCCGCCGUCGAGCCCGCGGAACCGCCGCGUCAUGGCGCUGCCGGUGCUCCCUGCGCCGGCGCCGGCGACGAUCCAGCAGAAGAGGGCGGCGCCGGUGGUGGCCGAUGCGCCGCGGCCCAAGAAGAGGACGCGCGCUGCUGCCCCUGCUGCUGCUACACGUCCGGUCAUGGCGAGCCCACCGGCGGCGACAGCACCGCCAGCUCCCAAGGUGGUGCCGCUGCGGCAGGUACCACGGCCGUCGGGGUGUCCGCCGCCGCCGCCGGGUCUCCUUGGUCUCGAGCCGCGGCGGCCCACGCUGACGGUCGCCGAACUCAUGGCGCUGUUCGAAAAGAAUGACUCCGCCGUCCAAGAAGAAGCAGCCCAAGAAGAAGACGAAGACGAAUGGGAAUGUUUGGACGCCAUCCAACAACAAUCGCCCACCGCUGCGGCCGCGGCUCAACAAGAAGAAGCCCCCGCCGACGACGACGAUCAAGAUUUUUGCGACUUCGCGAGCGCGCUUGAGACCGACCUUGAGACGGAGACGGCGGCGAUACCAACAGAGGAAGAUGAUGGCGGCGCCGCGAGAUCGCUGGUCGCCGACGAGCGAGGAGACGACGACAUCGCGCUGGACAUAAACGACGUGCUCAGCUUCGUCGACGUUGAAGACGACGGCGAUGGCGCCUGGGAAAGGGUGCCUCUCUCGGACUUCACUCAUCUUCGGUACUAG
This is a messenger RNA of Brachypodium distachyon (stiff brome), 1299 nucleotides long. RefSeq names its product atherin-like. Lineage: Eukaryota; Viridiplantae; Streptophyta; Magnoliopsida; Poales; Poaceae. The record is from RefSeq and is a predicted model, not a curated record. Gene Ontology annotation, molecular function: DNA binding. The transcript is spliced from 2 exons. Gene Ontology annotation, biological process: regulation of DNA-templated transcription. Bases 1 to 1299 code for a protein of 432 amino acids.